Alternaria novae-zelandiae is the source of this 303-nucleotide messenger RNA. RefSeq names its product Serine/threonine-protein kinase smg1 (gene SMG1). Bases 1 to 303 code for a protein of 100 amino acids. The transcript has 3 exons. NCBI's taxonomy places the organism in Eukaryota, Fungi, Ascomycota, Dothideomycetes, Pleosporales, Pleosporaceae. Gene Ontology annotation, cellular component: P granule; U12-type spliceosomal complex; spliceosomal tri-snRNP complex. The record is from RefSeq and is a predicted model, not a curated record. Gene Ontology annotation, molecular function: RNA binding. Gene Ontology annotation, biological process: spliceosomal snRNP assembly; mRNA splicing, via spliceosome.
AUGCCUCAAGCACAGCCAGAACUCAAGAAGGUGAGUGAACAACGCCGACGCAAGCUUCCAGAACCUAACCUUGUAAAGUACCUCGAGAAGCGCGUUCUCGUCCAGCUCAAUGGCAGCCGCAAAGUCAUGGGUAUCCUCCGCGGAUACGACGUCUACCUAAACAUUGUACUUGACGAAGCGCUGGAAGAGAAGGCUGGCGGCGAGAAGGUGCGCAUCGGCAUGGUCGUCAUCAGAGGAAAUGCCGUGGUCAUGCUUGAAGCGCUCGACCGCAUCAACCAGGACGUACCCAAGAUCGGACGAUAG